Drosophila teissieri is the source of this 1098-nucleotide messenger RNA. RefSeq lists its product as uncharacterized. Lineage: Eukaryota; Metazoa; Arthropoda; Insecta; Diptera; Drosophilidae. Bases 126 to 869 code for a protein of 247 amino acids. The record is from RefSeq and is a predicted model, not a curated record. The transcript has a single exon.
CUCAAAUGUUUGUGAGGACACUAGUAAUAUUUUAGUAAUAUUUUGUAUAGCUAUGUACCAAAUUUCUACAUGCAAGCUGUUGGCUUUCCAUUGGCUGUCUAUCGAAAGCGCUUUCAAAUCGCACCAUGGCGGAGAAUGAGAACCUUAAUGGCAUUGGGCUGGGCAAGUUUAUUGCGUGGACCCUGCUCACUUUUGGAAUCUGUCUGCUGGGCGCCAUUCCGCAGUGGAUGAUCUUGUGUCUGUUUGCCAAGGGUGCCGUGGUGUACACCAUCGGGUGCUUCUUCGCGGCCUUCGUGAUGCUGCUGUGCAUCCAUUUGAUUGAGCCGCUGAAGUACUGGAGGCCCUGCAACUAUGUCGCCAUCAUCGUGUGCUACGAACUGCUGACAGUGGGAGCUGCAAGUUUCCUUAUGAAGUGGCGUCUACUCUGGUCCAUUGCGGUGAUAGUUGUGGCUCUUCUGUGUCUCGCCAUCACGCUGUUCAUUUGUCUUUUUCUAAUUUGCACUGGAUUUUAUAUGAACCCCUUCAAGCUGGCCGUCGUGGGAGGAAUGCUAUUCGUACUGACAUUCUGCAUAGAAAUUAUGAACACGCUGCUGUCGUGGUGGUAUUGGCAGGAUGUGGCUGUUGGUUUCUUCUUUGUCAGUGUAGCCACUUUGGUCAUCUCCCACGUGCUGAUCGCGUACCACAGCUUCGCGUUCCUGGUCAGAGAUGACUCCGUCUUGGUGGCCAUCGUGCUCUACAUCGCCUACAUACUCUUCCUCAUCGCCUGUCGCCUUUCCGCCAUCUAUAUCAAGGACAACGCCGAUCAAUCCGCCACAUCGGCCAGUUCAGAUUAUGACGAGAGCACCCCAGUUGACGCAGAUUAUUCCUAAUCGUAGAGCUGUGUGAUACGUAUUCAUUUUCGACUCAUGUACAUUCUCUGUGUAAGCCUCCAUGUCUCAAGUUCAAUUAGAUCUUAGGUCACUUUCUUAAUAAUGAGUGUUUGACUAUUUGAAACACAAAGGCUUUUCAGACAAUGCUAACUAGGAAGCGUGUAUAAGGAGUAACUCUCGACGUGUUGGUAUUCGGUUUAAAAUCGAUCUUGAAGCUGUGUGAUUCAUC